AUGCAAUUAAAGAGCUAUUAUUGUAUUUGCGGGGAGUUUAUCCUCGUUGUUGAUAAGCCCAUCGACCUUCUUCCAACGCGGAAAACGGAUGGAAGCGUGAUUAUAACGCAUAAUGCUGGAAAUGAAUCAACAAAGCGCAAAUUCAAGGUUUCUGCGAUAUCGCAGACGCCUUGUAUGCUUCAAAGGAAAGAUGGCAUGUGUGAGCGUCAACAUAGGCUCAGUUGCCCACGAUGCACAGUUGUUGUAGCGUAUACCCACAACGCACCACUUUUCCUCUCAAAACAGGAUAUAAAGCUGGGUACUAAAGAAGCUGACUACAUUUACAUACUUAAAGGCGCGUUAUCUGAUGUACAGGGGAACAUACCAACUGAAGCGUUGCAAGACAAUUCCCGGUCUCCUGCCACCAAUAAUGCCCAAAUAAAGCGUGAAAAAGCCAACGGCGAGGAGUACAAUAUGGGUAGAAUAACAAAGAAGAAUGAAAAGGGAGCCGUGAAGAAUUACAUGACCAGAAACCAAGCAAUUAAGAAAUUGCAGAUAUCACUCGCAGACUUCAGAAGGCUCUGUAUUUUGAAGGGAAUCUUUCCUAGAGAACCUAGAAACAAGAAGAAGGCUAAUAAAGGCUCAACAGCUCCAAAGGCUUUCUAUUACACCAAAGAUAUCGUUUACUUGCAGCAUGAGCCAUUGCUCAACAGCCUUAGAGAAUACAAGUCUUUUGCAAAGAAGAUUUCAAAGCUUAUUGGCCGCAAUGAGCUCGUUCAAGCCAAGGCAAUUGAGGACAAUCAAAAGCCUGAGUAUAGAUUAGAUCAUAUCAUUAGGGAGCGUUAUCCUACAUUCCAAUCCACUCUCAACGAUCUUCCUGAUGCUAUUUCACUUAUUAUGCUCUUUAGCCACUUACCUGCUAACAGCAGAAUCCCUGCUGACAUCAUCGACAAUUGCGCUAAACUAUCCGCUCAAUGGCAACUAUACGUUAUGCGUACAAAGUCUCUCAGAAAAAUUUUCUUAUCAAUCAAAGGUGUUUACUUUGAAGCUGAAGUGGAAGGUAGACCAAUUAGGUGGUUAGUUCCAUACAUGUUCACUCAGCACAUUCCAGAAGAUGUUGAUUUUAGAAUCUUGAUGACCUUCUUGGAGUUGUAUCAAACACUCACUGGCUUCGUCUUCUACAAGUUAUAUAACGAUAUAAACUUGGUUUACCCACCACCACUCGACAUUGACAAAGAUGGUACUGGCGCUGGUAUUGGUGCUUUCAAUUUGAGAGAAGCAUCAGGUGCACUCACUAAAUCUGGCGAAGAUGACGUCGCUGAGAGUGCUAAGGUUAGCGCCAAAGAUGUUCGCAAGCAAAUCAAUCAAAUUGGUCAAACAGCUGCUCCUCCAGCUGACGAUCAACUUGAAGAACAAGAAAAUGUUCAAGACGACCAACAAGGUCUUCCUGCACCAGAAGAGUUCGUUGAGCAGCCAUCAAAAAACGUUGAAGCCUCAACUGAUAUUGGCCAAUCGCUAAACACUCUCCUCGCCAACUCCAAGUUUGAAUCCGCACGUGCAAACCUCUUUGCACCAUACACUUUCUAUCUCUCAAGGGAGGUUACAAGACCCACUUUAGAGUUUGUGAUCCGUUCAUUCGGUGGUCAGGUUGGAUGGGAUAUGACUACUCUCGGUGGUGGCUCACCAGUACCUGACGAGACAGAUGCUCGUAUCACUCACAUGGUCGUCGACAGACCACACCUUCCAGCUCGUUUGAAAGAGCUCAACCUCAAGAGAGCGUACAUUCAACCACAAUGGAUCGUUGACUCGGCAAAUGCCGGGAGAUUGCUUCCAACUGAACCAUACGCACCUGGAGAGACGCUCCCCCCACAUAUGUCACCAUUCGAAGUUGCUGACGAAGAAGCCUAUGUACCUGGUCUGGAGAUUGAAGAGAAAGAGGCUGCCGAAGAUGAGGAGGAGGGAGAAGAGGAUGAGGACGUGCAAGAUGAGGACAUGCAAGAAGACGAAGAAGAGAAGGAGCAAGCACAAGAAGCACCUAAGAGUAAAUAUCCUACCGAAGCGCUUAUUGCUGCUGCUCAGAAUCCAAAUGACGAGUCAUUACACGACGCAGCCGAACUUGAAGCAGAACAGCUCGGUAUUUCCCAUGAUGUGUUCGAAGCUGAACUCAAGAAGGCCAAGAAGUCUUCCAAGUCCUCAAAGAAGAAUACUUCCGGCGGCAAAGAAAAGGAGGAUGACGAUAUGGCACACUUAAUGAUGGGAUCUAAGCAGCGCAAGCUCUACAACAAAGUUAAGCACUCCCAGAAACGCCAAACGGAUGAGCACGCUCUUCUCGAAUCCAAGAAGAAGGAUAUAAAAAAGAAGCAGCAGAAAGACAAGAAGAAGAAAAGUACAUAG
Molecule: messenger RNA, 2373 nt
Organism: Wallemia ichthyophaga EXF-994
Lineage: Eukaryota; Fungi; Basidiomycota; Wallemiomycetes; Wallemiales; Wallemiaceae
Product: Pescadillo-like protein
Exons: 8
Coding region: 1-2373 (790 amino acids)
Biological process (GO): maturation of LSU-rRNA from tricistronic rRNA transcript (SSU-rRNA, 5.8S rRNA, LSU-rRNA); ribosome biogenesis
Cellular component (GO): nucleolus; PeBoW complex
Molecular function (GO): RNA binding
Source: RefSeq, a predicted model, not a curated record